This is a messenger RNA of Kwoniella shivajii, 297 nucleotides long. RefSeq lists its product as uncharacterized. Gene Ontology annotation, cellular component: mitochondrion. Gene Ontology annotation, biological process: mitochondrial respiratory chain complex assembly. Lineage: Eukaryota; Fungi; Basidiomycota; Tremellomycetes; Tremellales; Cryptococcaceae. The record is from RefSeq and is a predicted model, not a curated record. The transcript has 5 exons. The coding region runs from base 1 to 297 and encodes 98 amino acids.
AUGGCAUCACAAGUCCCACCGUCGAAAAUCCCAGUUUCAGCUUCCGAUAAACCAUUACCUCCUUCUGCAUCUUUGACAGAACCAGCAGAUUACAAGAACACAUUUAGGGGCCGAAUGACAGCUUCAAAGUACGCAGAUCCGUGCGAGGCAGCUUCGAGAGCAUCCCUGGAGUGUUUAGAAAGAGCGCAUUACAAUCGUGAUGAGUGCUUGGAUUUCUUCGCCGCAUAUAGGGAGUGCAAGGGUAAAUGGAUAGCGAAACGUAAAGAUGAUUCUAGGAAAGGUAGGGACACCGUUUAA